Molecule: messenger RNA, 785 nt
Organism: Eutrema salsugineum
Lineage: Eukaryota; Viridiplantae; Streptophyta; Magnoliopsida; Brassicales; Brassicaceae
Product: 40S ribosomal protein S23-2
Exons: 4
Coding region: 154-582 (142 amino acids)
Biological process (GO): translation
Cellular component (GO): cytosolic small ribosomal subunit; ribosome
Molecular function (GO): structural constituent of ribosome
Source: RefSeq, a predicted model, not a curated record
UAAUAAAUCGCCUGAGGUAUAGCCACCAGCUUCACAUAUAUUAGGAGUCACUGCCUUCACUGGGAUUAGGGUUUUCACAGCCGCUUUAAAGCUAUCUCCUCUUGCUUGCUGCGAAUACCUCUUUGCUGUUGAUCUUCUCCUCCAUCUACAAACAUGGGUAAGACAAGGGGUAUGGGAGCUGGGCGCAAGCUCAAGAGACUUCGGAUUAACCAGAGGUGGGCAGACAAGCAGUACAAGAAGUCUCACCUUGGAAAUGAAUGGAAGAAGCCUUUCGCUGGAUCAUCUCACGCCAAAGGAAUCGUACUCGAGAAAAUCGGUAUUGAGGCUAAGCAGCCUAACUCUGCUAUCCGUAAGUGUGCCAGAGUUCAGCUCAUCAAGAACGGAAAGAAGAUUGCUGCUUUUGUCCCCAACGAUGGUUGUUUGAACUACAUCGAGGAAAACGACGAGGUCUUGAUUGCUGGAUUCGGUCGUAAGGGUCAUGCCGUCGGAGAUAUUCCCGGAGUUAGGUUCAAGGUCGUGAAGGUGUCUGGAGUUUCACUCUUGGCCCUCUUCAAGGAAAAGAAGGAGAAGCCAAGAUCUUAAACAAGGCGUCAGACUUUUGAAACUUAUUUUGAUGUUAUAAGCACCUUUUGGUAGUUCAAUCAAAAAGAACUCUUUGUGUUCUGUUCUAUUCUACUUUAAGAUUCAAAACUUGCUGUGUUACCGUUUUUUUAUGAAUUUUGAGUUUAGUCCCGAUCUUAUAUACUUUUGAAAUAGUUUCUAUCUUAUGAUCAGUGGUUUUUCUG